AAAUGUUGGAAACAAUGCACAGUCUUUCCACCAGCCUUAAGUGAUCUGCCUCCUCCCAUGCUGGACCUGUUCGAUCUAGAUGAGACAUUCUCUUCUGAGAAAGUGCGCCUAGCACAGCUCACUAAUAAAUGUACAGACGAUGAUCUUGAAUUCUACGUGCGUAUAUGUGGUGAAAUUCUGGGGGUGACUCCAAAGUUGGAUAAAGAUCAGAGGGAUGCCAAGCACAUCUUGGAGCACAUUUUCUUUCAGUUUGUAGAGUUCAAGAAACUCAAUCAGGAGCAUGAUGCUGACGCAGAGGCACCAUUCACUCUGAUGUGAUUGGAUUCAAGAAACAUGUUAGCAUUUUCAUCUCUGUCUUUUCAAUAUACUGAAACAUGACUAAGCAGAUGUGAGUAUAUUCCUUCAGUAAAGGAGAAUGUAAAGGGACCAUUACAGCUGUUGUGGAAGAUGCAGUAUCAGCAUGGGUACUGUUUGUUUAACAAACUGUAUAUACAAGAGAUGUGUUUUUAUAUCUUUCUAGAAUUCAUUUUGGAAGAAAAAGAAAAUGUACAAUACACUUAAGCAAAUAGUCAUUGAUACUUUUAUAAAUAAUCAAAUCUUUAAAAACAACCUUUGUUUUUCUCUUAUUGUUUGUUAGGCUGUCAAUUAUUAUUGUUUGCUAAGUUGUUUAUCAUUUGACAUCUCCCCCUUCAUGACAGCAAUGUGAAAAGACCUCUUUAGUGACAGCUUUGCACAGAUACAAGUCAGUAUAGUCAAGGUCAGACAUUUAGGGCACAUACAAGAAGAGAAACACAUUUUUGCUGGGAGGGAAUCAUUUAAAAAAAACUUUUUUGUGUCUGCUAUGUGUAAGUAAGUAUGCAAAUGUUAGCCAUGCAGCAGGCUGUGUGCCUGCUUCCCUCUUUUAAAGUUCUCCUGCUUAUAAGUGGCUAAACAAACAAAUAAUAUAGCUUUAAAUACAAGUUAACACUCAUCAUAAUUUUAAUAAUAUGACAAUGACAACAUAGUUAAGACAAAACACCUUUUUGUGUAGAUCAGAAAAAAACCUUUAUUGUCCUUCACAAGGCAAUGUUAAUUAGACUUUUAGGCUUUGACACAGCUCAUAAAACAUGCA
Messenger RNA from Epinephelus moara (kelp grouper), 1111 nucleotides. RefSeq names its product intraflagellar transport protein 52 homolog. The annotation marks the transcript as partial. Gene Ontology annotation, cellular component: intraciliary transport particle B; cilium; centriole. NCBI's taxonomy places the organism in Eukaryota, Metazoa, Chordata, Actinopteri, Perciformes, Serranidae. The transcript has 4 exons. The record is from RefSeq and is a predicted model, not a curated record. Gene Ontology annotation, biological process: cilium assembly; intraciliary transport.